Molecule: messenger RNA, 2528 nt
Organism: Nicrophorus vespilloides
Lineage: Eukaryota; Metazoa; Arthropoda; Insecta; Coleoptera; Silphidae
Product: UDP-glucuronosyltransferase 2C1-like
Exons: 8
Molecular function (GO): UDP-glycosyltransferase activity
Source: RefSeq, a predicted model, not a curated record
AUGUGCUUAACGUGGUUUUUGCUGCUCUUCACUGCAAACAAUGUCUUUGCUGCACGAAUUUUGGGAGUUUUCCCAAUAGCUUCAUACAGUCACCAAAUAGUAUACAGACCAAUUUGGAGAGAACUUGCAACCAGAGGACAUGAUUUAGUUGUGAUUACUACCGAUCCCAUCGAUGAACCAAAUCUACCAAAUUUGAAACAAAUCGAUUUAAAAUACGUUUACCAGUUCUUAAAAGAGAAAUACAAUUUUACCAAUAUAAUGUCAAGUUGGAAUGUCGUAAACAAAUUAUAUGUAACUUCUAAAAGGAUUUUGGAUACUUCUGAAGUGCAUUUAAGUCACCCUGAGGUACAAGCAAUAAUUAAAAAUGAAACGGAACAUUUUGAUUUGCUGUUGAUUGAGUUUAUGGAUUCAACGAUGUUCGCUUUUAAGCAUAGAUUUAACUGCUCCGUAAUUGGUUUGACAUCUAUGGAUGCAAUAAAUAUGGCCCACGAAGCUGUUGGUAAUCCGACUCAUCCAAUUUUAUACCCAGAAUUGACUUUUCCGUUUGGAAGAAACUUGAAUUUCUUUCAACGAAUUAUGGCCAUAUUUUACACUGGAUUUAUGAAAAUUAUACUCUAUUUUUAUAUUCCUUUGGCAUCAGUACUUGUUGAUAAAUACUUCGGAAAAGGAUACCCAGAUUUAUACGAGUUGGGUCAAGCAACUGAUAUGUUAUUUAUCAAUGUGAAUCCAAUUAUUCAUGGCAUAAGACCUUUAUCUCCAGCUACUAUUACAAUUGGUGGAGGAAUACAUUUGAACCCACCAAAGCCUUUACCUCGAGAUAUCCAAACAUUCUUAGAUAAUGCAAAGACUGGAGCAAUCUACUUUAGCUUGGGUAGCAAUAUAAAAAGCAACGCUAUUUCUUUACAGACAAAACAAAUUCUGCUCGAAGCUUUUAAAAAUAUGCCUCAAUACCAGAUUCUUUGGAAAUUCGAAGAUACAGAAUUAGAAGGAAAACCGGAAAAUGUUAAUAUCGUUCAAUGGGCACCUCAGCAAGAUAUAUUACGUCAUCCGAAUAUUAAAUUAUUCAUUACUCAGGGUGGCUUACAAUCAUUAGAUGAAACUAUCCACAAUGGAGUUCCGUUUAUUGGAAUGCCCUUCUUUGCAGAUCAAAUAUUUAAUAUUUUAAACGCUCAAGAAAAAGAACUUUGUGCCUACUUGCAGCACGAUCAAAUUACCGUUGAUAAGUUCAAAAACACAGUAGUUGAAGUUAUUACCAACCCUAAAUAUAAAAAUAAUAUUAUAAAAUGGAAUAAACUCAUUAAAGAUGAACCCAUGUCCAGUUUGGAAAAAGCCAUUUGGUGGACGGAAUUUGUCCUUAGAAAUAAAGGAGCUCAACAUCUGAAAGGGCCAGAACAUACGAUUCCUUUGUACCAAUACUACUAUUUAGAUGUAAUCUCAUUUUUAAUAUUUUUAAGUCAUCCAGAAGUGCAGGCGUUAAUUAAAAAUGAAACGGAACAUUUUGAUUUGCUUAUGAUAGAAUUUAUGCAGCCUUCGAUGUUAGCUUUCAAGCACAGAUUUAACUGCCCAACAAUCGGUUUGAGUUCUUUGGACGCCGUCUUAUGGGGUCAUGAAGCUACUGGGAACCCAACACAUCCUAUUCUUUAUCCAGAUUUUUCGUUACCUUUUUCUAGAAACCUACAUUUCUUUCAAAGGAUUUUUGCCGUGCUAUUUGCCGGCUUUAUGAAUUACUUUGGUCAUUACAUUUAUAUUCCAAUGGAAACGGAAGUGGUUGAGAAAUAUUUCGGUAAAGGUUAUCCAAAUUUAUACGAGCUUGGCUUAACAAUUGACAUGAUGUUUAUUAACGUUAAUCCGGUUAUUCAUGGCAUCAGACCUAUAACCCCAUCAACUAUCAGCAUUGGAGGAGGAAUACAUAUAAAUCCACCAAAGCCUCUACCUAAUAAUAUCCAAAUAUUUUUGGAUAACGCAAAAACUGGAGCAAUCUACUUUAGUUUAGGAAGUAACAUAAAAAGCAAAUCUUUAUCUUUAAAAACAAAGCAAGUUCUACUCGAAGCUUUCAGAAAUAUGCCUCAAUAUCAAAUUCUUUGGAAAUUCGAAGAUACUGAAUUAGAAGGAAAACCUGAGAAUGUUAAAAUUGUACAAUGGGCACCUCAGCAAGAUAUAUUACGUCAUCCAAAUAUUAAACUAUUCAUUACUCAGGGAGGUUUACAAUCGUUAGAUGAAACUAUCCACAACAGAGUUCCGUUUAUUGGAAUGCCGUUCUUUGGAGAUCAAAUCUUUAACGUUUUAAACGCCGAAGAAAAUGGUGUCGGUGUAUUCUUGGAGCACGAUAAAAUUACAGCUGAAGGAUUUAAAAAUACUGUAGUUGAUGUUAUUACUAACCCCAAAUAUAAAAAUAAUAUUGUUAAAUGGGCCAAACUCAUUAAAGAUGAACCUAUGACAGGAAUGGAAAAAGCUAUUUGGUGGACGGAGUUUGUUCUUAGAAAUAAAGAAACUCAACAUCUCAAAGGACCAGAAAAUACGAUUCCACU